CACAGGGGGGACAGAAUUCCAUGACGGACAGGCCGACUUCCGGUCUAGUUGUAAACACCGCAGAUAUAGACACGCGUGUCAGCAUGCCGAAAAUAACGAAAGGAAAAGCAGCGGAGAAAGUGGUGCAUCCGUACAGCAGGAAGGCUGCGUACCUGGCCCGAGAAGAAAUACGACUGAAAAAGAAAGAAAGACAGAAGACUGAAAAAGCCACUCGUCUUAGUAACAUCGGUGAGAAGCUGCUGUGGUUUCAGGCACAGUUGGAUCCAACGAAGACGACAUACACGAAAAAAGAUGCUUGUGACAUCAUUGAAAGGUAUCUCCAAAGAUUUGAUUCUGAACUGGAGCAGAUUGAGUUAAUGAAUGGGAUAAAAGGUCGGCAGGGUCGUCUCCAUGGCGCCAGAGAGUCUGUUAUUAAACAGACGAUUGAACGAGAACGAGCCGAGUAUGAGGGCAUCGGAUUCGAAAUGCCAGACAUCAUUAACACAAAACAUCUAAAAACAUUCAGGGAGUGGACCGGCGAUCUAAAGAAACUUCCAAAUAUUAAGCUACGAAAAGUGUCCAACAAAGGUCUGGAAAUGAGGAAAGAAGAGGCGGAGAAAGAGGAGCCUGAAGAAGACCUCGGUGAUGAUGAUGAUGAAGAUGAUGCGGAUGAUUUAAAUGACGAAAAAGCAGAUGAGAUGCUGCUGAUGUCGGACUGAGAAACAUAAAAAAACGACAGACUUUUUUAAAAUUGUUUCAUUAAAAAGUGAUUGUGAGAAAAUACUGCUACUCCAUUACUGUCCUGCAGAGAGCGCUGAAACUUCAGAUAAACGUUUACUCUAUAUUCACCUUCAAGGUUUGUUCCUCAGACACCAAACACAGACAUAACAUGGGGUUCUACAUUCAUUAUUUAUUGCACAAACAAAUAUAAAUUGAAUGUAACCUGAAUAUUCCGUUUCAACCGAUCAUAAAUAGAAAAAGGGUUUUAUAUCGAGCGCUUUAAUAAUGCAGUUAAAGACAGGGGAAAAAAAGUGUAGUUUUAUGUUUGACUGUGACACUGUUUUAACAAAUUAAACCUGUAGAAAAAUGGACGAGUGUAAACAACAACCGCCAUUAAUAAACUGACCAGUCAGUUAUUUUUAAAAAACACAAAAGAAUGGCAACCAUGAAACUCUAGUUACAUUAACAUACAGAGAUUAUGGAACUGUUCAGAGCUUGGACCACAUAACAAAGCUCAAACUGUCAAAGCAAAACAUCAUAACCACUGGGCUACAUGAGAUUUACUUACAUGAGAAAUAUUUAAAACUAAAGCCUACAACAGCAAGUAAGUGCUCUAAAACAUUUCUUUUAGACAGAAAGUUAAAGAUACAGUUUAAAUAAUGGUUUCUCUGUUUUACUUCUGACUCUUUGGUGUCUGAAUACCUGAUCGUCCCAAAGGAGGGUUAAUGUCUCAGUAUGCUUUAAACAAAGUGUCUGUUGGGUUCUCCAGACCAGUGAAUCCCAACCAGGGGCCACUUAUAAAUGUGGUUUGAGAAAUGAAAAUAAUGCACAAGGAGCUCGAUUUUUCCAGGUAGUUGAAAGAAAUGGUAUGGUGAAGGAGCCAACAUAGUGCAACAUUUGACUAAAGGUAAACAGGCUAAAGUAAAAGAUAAAAUCCUUCAAUCUAAAUCUAGUUCGAAUGGUUUACGGAGCUUGCGAAAUGAAACAAUUUGCUAAAUGUAAUGUAUUAGUGCUUUAUGUAGCACAGCAAAAUGUAAAAAAAAAUAUGAAUGUAACAGAAAACAAACUAGAGAUACAACGGUUGGGGGGAAAAAAAGGACUAAGGAAAUGAUAAAUUAGCUAAAUCUGAUCUUAGCAUGCUAAAUGUAACAGAUAAAUACUGAAACUGGUU
Messenger RNA from Sphaeramia orbicularis (orbiculate cardinalfish), 1870 nucleotides. It is a transcript of the gene tma16, whose product is annotated as translation machinery associated 16 homolog. The coding region runs from base 21 to 698 and encodes 225 amino acids. Gene Ontology annotation, cellular component: nucleus. The transcript has 7 exons. Lineage: Eukaryota; Metazoa; Chordata; Actinopteri; Kurtiformes; Apogonidae. The record is from RefSeq and is a predicted model, not a curated record.